UCUUGAAUCUAGUUAGGGUAAAACUAACCUCUUAGAAUUUGAUACAAGCUCAAGUAAAAGUCUACGUAAAACAUGGCCGACGACGGUGCUUUUUCUCCGGCCGGAGAGGGUUUAUCAGUGACCAUCGGCAUCCAAUUAAAUAUGGAAGGAGCUUCUGAAAAUAGAGAAGAACUGCUUGAGGAUGAUGAUGAGGAAGAGUUUGAGAUGGAAACUAAUGAUCUCGAUAAUGUAGGUGACCAAGUUCUUGAAAUCAAGAGCAAUGGCCUUGAGAAUGUUACUGAACUAGUUCCGGGAGUUGAAAGAAAUGACCUUGAGAAUGAUGGUGAACAAAUACUUGAGACUGACAGUGAGCAGGUGCUUGAAUUUGAAAGCAAUGAGCAUGAGAGCAAUAGUGACCAAUUGCUUGAGAUUCCGAGCAACUACCAUGAUAAUAACAGUGACCAAAUGCUUGGAAUUCCCGGAAAAGAGUAUGAGAAUGACAAAGAUGCUCAUACUGCUAAUGUUGAUGGCCAAAUUGAUGGGUUGAAGGGAAAGUUUUAUGUCUCUCCUGUUGUGGGAAUGGAGUUUGAAUCAUAUGAUGAUGCUUAUAACUAUUACAACAGUUAUGCCAAAGAGGUUGGAUUUGGCAUCAGGGUCAAAUCUUCUUGGACCAAGCGUAACAGCAAAGAGAAGCGCGGUGCAGUGCUCUGUUGCAAUUGUGAGGGUUUCAAAACAAUGAAAGAAGCAAACGCUCGAAGAAAGGAAACAAGGACUGGAUGCCUCGCAAUGAUAAGGUUGAGGUUGGUAGAGUCCAACAGAUGGAGGUUGGACGAAGUUAAACUUGAACAUAACCAUUUAUUUGAUCCAGAAAGGGCUCAAAACUCCAAAUCACAUAAGAAGAUGGAUUCAGGAGCCAAAAGGAAGUUGGAAUCAGCUGUUGAUGUAGAAGUGCGAACUAUCAAAUUAUAUCGAACUCCUGCUAUUGAUGCAGUGGGUUAUGGAAGCUCAAAUGAAAGGGAAAUCAGCAAUCAUAUUGAGCAGCCUAAACGGUUAAAACUUGGGAAAGGUGACGUACGAGCCCUUUACAACUAUUUUUCCCGAGUACAGCUUGCAGAUCUGAAUUUUUUCUACAUUAUGGAUCUAAAUGAUGAAGGAUAUGUAAGGAAUGUGUUUUGGAUUGAUUCUAGGUCAAGGGCUGCCUAUGGUUAUUUUGGAGAUGUGAUUGUAGUUGACACAACGUGCUUAUCAAAUAAUUAUGAAACUCCAGUUUUGGCAUUCACUGGAGUAAAUCACCAUGGUCAAUCUGUUUUGAUGGGUUGUGCUUUGCUUGUGGAUGAAACCAUGGAGACAUACGUUUGGUUGCUGAGAGCAUGGCUUACAUCUAUGUCAGGACGUCCUCCGCAAACUAUAAUUACAGACCACUGCAAGGCCUUGCAGAGUGCAAUAGCCGAGGUUUUUCCUAGGGCUCACCACUGUCUCUGUCUGCCCCUUGUUAUAAAGGGAAUUCAUGAAAAGUUAGGAGAAGUUGGGAGGUCAGAAAUGUUUCAUACAAUACUGAACAGAAUGGUGUACAAAUCAACAAAAGUUGAAGAAUUUGAAAUUGAUUGGGAGGAGAUGAUCGAGCAUUUUGCUAUCAGGGAUCACGAGUGGCUUCAAAGCUUGUAUGAAGACCGAGAGCGGUGGGUUCCAGUUUAUUUGAAAGAUACAUUUUUUGCGGGAAUGUUUGCUUCUCAACCAGGUGAGUGCAUGAGCUCUUUCCCCCAUGGAUAUGCACAUAAACAAACAACUUGGAAUGAGUUUUUUGAUAUGUACGAGUCCUUCCAACAAAAAAGCAUUCAGAAGGAAACUCUUGAUGAUAUUGAGUCAAGAGAGUUUACCCCCGAGUUGAGAACAAGUUGCAGUUAUGAAUUACAGCUUUCUGACAUUUAUACCAAGGAAAUAUUCUUAAAGUUCCAAGAUGAAGUGGAGCUAAUGUCUAGCUGUUUUAGUGUAACUCAGAUUCAUGCUAACCUGCCAGUUAUCACCUAUUUAGUCAAAGAACAAGAUUCCAAGGGAGAUGCAAGGGACACAAGAAACUUUGAAGUUAUUUAUGAUAAAAUAGGAGCCGAGGUGCGCUGUAUUUGCGGUUGCUUCAAUUUCAGAGGGUAUCUGUGUCGACAUGCAUUGUGUGUCCUCAGCUACAUUGCGGUUAAUGAAGUCCCAAGUCAUUACAUCUUAUCACGAUGGAGGAAGGAUUUGAAACGCUUGUAUGCAUCAGAUCUAGGUUCCAACAAUAUUGAUAUCACAAACCCCGUUCAAUGGUUUGAUCACUUGCAUAGACGUGCAAUGCAAGUUGUAGCAGAGGGAAUGACAUCUCAAGAUCAUCAUAUGGUUGCUUGGCAAGCAUUCAAGGAGUCGCUUAAUAAGGUACGACUUGUAGCAGACAAACGUGUAUAAUAUACUAAACAGUGUACAAAAUUGAACUAUUCUAGUCACAUAUUAAUUUAGACAUUUUACUGUACAGCAAGAGUGGAAUAUUCUUUUCUAUGCUUCUUGUUUAAAUAUUGGAACAAAUAAAUGUUUAUUUGUAAGUGGUUUAAUGGGUUUAUUUUCUAGGAACUGGAUAAUGUAUGUUGUGCCUCUAUUUAAUGAGUGAAAAGUAAUGGAAUGAUGUGAAGAAAUUAAGUG
This is a messenger RNA of Olea europaea var. sylvestris, 2646 nucleotides long. Its product is annotated as protein FAR1-RELATED SEQUENCE 8-like. Bases 73 to 2415 code for a protein of 780 amino acids. Gene Ontology annotation, biological process: regulation of DNA-templated transcription. Lineage: Eukaryota; Viridiplantae; Streptophyta; Magnoliopsida; Lamiales; Oleaceae. Gene Ontology annotation, molecular function: zinc ion binding. The transcript is spliced from 2 exons. The record is from RefSeq and is a predicted model, not a curated record.